Molecule: messenger RNA, 1406 nt
Organism: Amborella trichopoda
Lineage: Eukaryota; Viridiplantae; Streptophyta; Magnoliopsida; Amborellales; Amborellaceae
Product: epoxide hydrolase 1
Molecular function (GO): catalytic activity
Source: RefSeq, a predicted model, not a curated record
ACGUGCAAUAAUGACACCCGAUACUGCUCAACAAUCAAGUAAACUACUUGCAACUCUGCAAGCUGCAAACGGGAGAUACAGAGAGUAGAGAGAGAAAGAAGAGAGAGAGAGAGAGAGAGAGAGAGAGAGAGAGAGAGAGAGAGAGAGAGAGAGAGAGAGAGAGAGGAGAGAGAAUUAGGUGGAGAUGGAGGUGGUGCACAGGAGUGUUAAAACGAAUGGGAUGGAUAUGCACGUUGCGGAGCAAGGGAGCGGGCCACUGGUUCUGUUUAUUCAUGGGUUUCCUGAGCUCUGGUUUUCAUGGCGGCACCAGAUGGAUUUCAUGGCGAGGCAUGGGUACAGAGCGGUGGCUCCUGACCUUCGAGGCUAUGGCGACACCGAAGCCCCAGCUCUGCCUCAUACCUCUUACACUGUGUUCCACAUUGUUGGGGACCUUAUCGGCCUUCUCGAUGCCCUAGGACAGGAUCAGGUUUUUGUGGUUGGGCAUGACUGGGGUGCCAUCAUAGCUUGGCACCUCUGCCUCUUCCGGCCCGACAGGGUGAGGGCUCUCGUCAAUCUUAGCGUCCCCUAUCACCCUCGCUCUCCACUUCACAAACCAGUCGAGUCGUGGACUCGAGCCUUUGGUGAUGGCUUCUACGUCACCCAGUUCCAGGAGCCUGGAAAAGCUGAAAUGGCCUUCGCCCGAUAUGAUACUUUGACAGUAAUCAAGAAGAUUUUACUGUCAAACACCUCAGACCUAUUGGCAGCUCCUCUUGGGAAGGAGAUCAUUGAUAUUUUGGAAGCUCCAUCGUCAUUACCAUCAUGGAUUACUGAAGAAGAGCUCCAAUAUUACGCCUCCAAAUUCCAGAAAUCAGGAUUCACGGGCCCGCUGAACUAUUAUCGAGCACUGGACCUGAAUUGGGAGCUUAUGGCGCCAUUGCAAGGGGCCAAAAUAAAUGUCCCCACAAAGUUUAUAGUGGGCAAUAAAGACUUUGGCUUUGAAGCUUAUAGGACAAGGGAUUAUGUCCUCGGAUCCACAUUUAAGGAAUAUGUACCAAAUCUCGAAGUUGUUAUCAUUGACGGGCAUCAUUUUAUACAGCAAGAGAAGGCAGAGCAAGUAAAUGAUGAGAUACUUUCCUUCUUCAAAACUUAUUGAUCCUGUAACCUAUUCCACACAAAUGCUUAAGUCCACCACCUCUUGUUGUUUAUUUGUUGUAUUUCUUAUUUUCUCUGGGUGUCUAAUGAGAUUUCUCAGCUACAAGAUUAUACAAAUAAAACCAAAUCAUGUAUGUUACGCCUUGGCUUUUUGAGGACUUGCUUUUAGUAUGUAUAUGGAGUAUUUGAAUCAUAUUUUGAAUCUCAUUAAGAGUCAAAAAGUGAUGCAUGAAUUGUAUGAUAAUAAAUGUUUGUAUCAGAAUUUGAUUGCUGGA